AUGGUGUGCUUGGCUUCCUCGAUAAAACCUCAGGCCAGCCCUUGCUCGGACCUCCUCCUCGCCCCCCAAGACAGACCCCGCUGGGACGCCGACGCCCGCAGGACCCACAGCCAGGCCUGCACGGGCAAGAGCCGGCUGAGCGCGCAGGAGAAGCUCGACAUCGUGUGCAUGUUCUACUCGGCGCCAGCGUCGACGAGGUGCCGGAGGACGGUGCACCAGUGGGACAUCGCCAAGGCGUACGGGAAGAGCCGGGCGGCGAUCAGCAAGGUGCUGAAGCCGGAGUACGCGCUAGGGGUGAUGAAGACGGCGGAGGGGCUACAAAUGAAGGGGCGGACUAUGGUGCUGAGAGCCAUCAGGGAAGAGUCGAAGAAGAAGAAAAUGCAGCGGCAGCAUCAGCAGCAGAAACAGAAGGGAGACACUCAUGAAAAAGCUCGCCAGAAAAGAACAUGA
This is a messenger RNA of Guillardia theta CCMP2712, 450 nucleotides long. RefSeq lists its product as hypothetical. NCBI's taxonomy places the organism in Eukaryota, Cryptophyceae, Pyrenomonadales, Geminigeraceae. The transcript has a single exon. The record is from RefSeq and is a predicted model, not a curated record. The coding region runs from base 1 to 450 and encodes 149 amino acids.